Rubroshorea leprosula is the source of this 1357-nucleotide messenger RNA. NCBI's taxonomy places the organism in Eukaryota, Viridiplantae, Streptophyta, Magnoliopsida, Malvales, Dipterocarpaceae. The record is from the annotation of a GenBank genome assembly.
UAGAAGAUGGGACAAAAGUCGUCUCAUAAUUGAUGAGGAAAAUCCAUUUGCCCUAAGCUACCUACUUUUCAAUCAAGUGUUAGAUAAAUAAUAAAGAGCUGAUAUAAACAAGGCGCCUUUGUUUGAUGCUCAUCCUCGCUGGUGAAAAGAGAAGAAAAAUGGAAGGAGGAAAAGGAUCGUUGUGUGUAACCGGCGGUACAGGCUUCAUCGCUUCCUGGCUGGUCAUGAGGCUCCUUCAACAGGGUUACUGUGUCCAUGCCACCAUCAGAACUCAUCCAGAGCAGAUAAGAGAUACCAGCUUCCUCACAAAUCUGCCUGGUGCAAAUGAAAGGCUGAAAAUCUUCAAAGCAGAUCUCAGCAAUCCAGACAGUUUCUAUGCAGCCAUUGAAGGAUGCAAGGGAGUUUUUCACGUGGCUACUCCAAUAGAUUUUGAAGACAGGGAACCAGCCGAAGUGAUAGUGAACAGGGCAGUGGAAGGAACACUAGGCAUCUUAAAGGCAUGCUUGAAAUCAAAGACGGUCAGACGAGUUGUUUACACUUCCAGUGCUUCUGCUGUUGUGCACAACAAUAAGAGCAAAGAUGUGAAAGUGAUGGAUGAGAGUUUUUGGAGCGAUGUGGAUUAUAUUAGAGCAUUGAAUCUGAAACAUUUUGGAAGUUCAUACAUGAUCUCCAAGACAUUAACAGAGAAGGCGGUUCUUGACUUUGCAGCACAGCAUGGAUUGGAUUUGGUCACCUUAAUCCCCCCCUUUGUUGUGGGUCCUUUCAUUUGUCCCAAGUUGCCAGGCUCUGUCCGAACAUCAUUGGCUUUGGUCUUUGGAAACCGUGAAGAAUACGGUUAUCUCCUGAACACAUCCAUGGCGCAUGUUGACGAUGUAGCCAUGGCUCACAUCUUCCUACUUGAGCAUCCUGAGGCUGCUGCCUCGGGGAGGUAUGUUUGUUCCUCCCACAAUAUAACGCUAGCAGAAGUGGCUCAAAUUCUUUCUUCUACAUAUCCUGAACUCCCAAUACCUUCACCAGAAUCUUUAGCAGAAAUUGAAGGUUAUAAGUCACCUGGGUUGUCAUCAAGGAAACUCUUGGAUAGUGGCUUUAAAUUCAAAUAUGGGAUUGAGGAAAUGUUUGAUGAAGCUAUCAAAUGCUGCAAGGAGAAAGGCUAUCUCAAAUAAUGUACCAUGAGAUAUUAAUUACUAUAUAUUGAAUAAUGUCCAAGUGACAAAUCAUGUUAAGGGCUCGUGCCUUGCCACAUCUCCUUAAAAUUAGUUGACUUGUCACUAAAACACUUCUAUUUUAUCUUUAAAUUUGUCGUAUUUUUUCUUUCUUUCUCUUAAGAUUAAGAUACUAAUAAUAAUUUAUUAAGUAC